Messenger RNA from Pseudoliparis swirei, 2734 nucleotides. Its product is annotated as transmembrane protein 121. The transcript has a single exon. NCBI's taxonomy places the organism in Eukaryota, Metazoa, Chordata, Actinopteri, Perciformes, Liparidae. The record is from RefSeq and is a predicted model, not a curated record. Bases 1279 to 2226 code for a protein of 315 amino acids.
UCCCAGAACGGACUGAGAAGUGCACGGAGGCAGGCGGCGUUGGUAGAGCUUGCUGGGUGGAUGCAGAGGAAUUCCCGACAGAAGCUGCUUGAGCAGGAGACAGAAAACCGUGCCACGGCAUCGAGGAUCUCGGCGUUGAUACAGCGACAACGAAGCGUGGAGACAGCUGCUGAAACCUGCGCCCGCGCACGCACACGGGGAAACGCACGCGCUCACAGCAGAGUGGGGACAGACAGUAGACCCAGGCUGCGCGGAAAAGAUCCACUCCAGCCCUUCUUCCUCUGAAACACACACUUGCACAGAUGCACGAUGUUACAUUUUCUUGAACGUGGAUGCUGGGCGACGGAGAGGAAAACUUCUGGAGGGGAGAUUCUCUUUUAAGCAGGACUUACUGCGGAGAUUUGUCGACUAAUAAUAACUUUGUUUUUUGUGGAGCUGGAGGUUUAAACCCUCUUUCUGAGCACAACCCAGAAUAACCUCUAUUCUUAGUUUGCAGGAAUUGAGAGCGGUCUCUGUGACCGUUACGAUGCCUCCUCUUGAUUCAGUCUGAGCAGUUAGUGGAUUAUGUCGGCAAUAUUUUGGGAUUUCUUUUUUGCUUGAAAAACAAACAAACAGAGAGAGAGAGAGAAAUAUACCCAUGACUGGUGGAUUUACAUCCUAUGCGUGUUUCCUCUCUUCCCCUGUGGAUUACAGAUGGGCUUUGUGAUCUCCCCAGUCUCAUGGAUGAUCGCUCGCUGCCAUUCAUUAGGAUAAAGUACAAAGAGGGACACAAGUGAGUAUUUAGAUGGAUUUUUAUUUUUAAUUUCAUCUAUGCGGGUGAAAACGAGAUGAAUCUGGAAUCAGAAAACACAUCGCGUUAGCUUUUUUUUGUUGCUUUUCCUCUUCUAUUUUGAUAUCAGCAAAUGCAACUUGUUGAUUAAACUGCUGUGUAGUGUUUGAUUAAUGCUUGUUACGGUGUCAAAGGUAGACACAACCCUGAGAUUAAUUCAUUUGUACAAUCACAGACCUGUAUGCUUGCAGGCCAUUUGUCAAUGGACAUCAUUUACUAAAUGAGUGGCACCUUGUACCUGGCAGGUGGCUUUGGCACAAACUGAGAUUUAUUGAAGUGAUCUGUGUGAAUCCUAUUAGUGCAUCCUGGACUCUGGCCAAGGCAGAAGCAAUGGAGGGGAAUGCCACUGUCUAGCAGCACUAUCUGAUUUGGACAAACAGAGUACCCGCCACACUCCCUUCUUCAACAACACUCCUCCUCCUCCUCCUCUUCUUCUAGCCCAGGCAAGGAUGGUACCUCCACCCCCCACCAACAAGCCCCACGUGUGCCUCUCCACCAUCCUGAUCAUGAGCAGCAUGGCGCUGAUUGACGCAUACCUAGUGGAACAGAACCACGGGCCGCGCAAGAUUGGCAUCUGCAUCAUGGUGAUGGUGGGAGACAUCUGCUUCCUGAUCGUCCUGCGUUACGUGGCGGUGUGGGUGGGCGCCGAGGUACGCACGGCUAAGAGAGGCUAUGCCAUGGUCCUCUGGUUUCUUUACAUCUUUGUGCUGGAAAUCAAGGUCUACUUUGUGUAUCAAAACUACAAGGCGGACCGGAAGAGCCUGGAUGCCCUGGCAAGGAAAGCCUUGACGUUGCUGCUGUCCAUUUGCAUCCCGCUGCUGUUUAUCGUGCUGGUUGCAAUCGACCACAUGGAGUACGUCCGCGCCUUCAAAAAGCGCGAGGAGAUCCGCAAUCGCCUCUUCUGGGUGGUGGUGGACUUGCUGGACAUACUGGACAUCCAGGCCAACCUGUGGGAGCCUCAGAAGAAGGGGCUCCCCUUGUGGGCGGAGGGCCUAAUGUUCUUCUACUGCUACAUCCUGCUGCUGGUGCUGCCCUGUGUGUCCCUAAGCGAGAUCAGCAUGCAGGGCAUCAACAUCGUGCCCCACAAGAUGCUGCUGUACCCAAUGCUUAGCCUGGUGACCAUCAACGUCAUCACUCUCUUCAUCCGAGGGGGGAAUAUGAUUCUGUACCGGGACGCCAGAGUAUCCGGCAUCCUGAUAGGCAAGAACGUCCUGGCCAUCAUCCUAAAGACCUGCAGCUUCGUGCAGUACAGGAGACAGUUGCAGAACUCACCUGCCUUCAGGGUGGAGCUGCAAAAAAACUUGGUGGCUCACGCUCGCCCUGCUCCUACCCCUCCUGUUGUGGUCAUGCAGGACCAGACACCCCUCCCGGAGGUGACAACAUGUGAACACACAUGACAGAAGGGUGGGGCGGAUCCUAGAGAUGUCUACAUGAAUAUAUAUGACCCUCAGGACGCCGGUGGGCCACAACACCUGAGACCCUUUCGGGCAUGCGCACACAAACACGAUCUCCGCUGAUGCUCACAUGCACAUGGGACACUGCAGACGCAUAUCCAAAGCUGUCAUGGUGCAAAAUCACGUGGGACUUUGUUCAACAUUUCCUCCAACAAAUGCAGUUACCUGUGUAUUUUCUAUAAUUGUACAACAAAUACAAAAAAAAUUCCAGCUACUGCGUGAUUAGAGGAUAUAUUUUUUAAUUGUGUGUGUUGCAUUCUAGUCUUAAACUUAAGGGUCUGUGUGCUGUUGUGUGUAUUUCUGUUGCUCGGAUGUUCUUAGUUGUCGAGGACUUUAACACGUCAAAGUUAGGAGGAGCAACCAACAGGAGAAUCAAAGUUGUGAAAAUAUCAGUUGAAGUUUUCUCUUUAAAAAAAUGUUUUUAUAUGUGACUCUUUGAUAAAGUAUUGUG